AUGAACACAACUCAAUUGAUCGAGGAUCUUCUUCAGAACUCCAGCUGUAAACAUGAAGCCAAACACUUGAACUCGAACAUUGCUGGAGAUCUUCCUCAUCCUCUUCAUCUUCCGCGCUUCACCGCCGCGUCUCAGGUCCGGGUGACGCUCACGCUCGUACUGUGCGCGCUGUCCGCCUGCUGCAACCUGGCCGUGCUUUACUCCGCCAACAACAACCAAAGAAAACGCUCCCACGUCCGGCUCAUCAUCACCAAUCUGGCCGCGGCGGAUCUGCUGGUGACGUUCGUGGUGAUGCCGACGGACGCGGUGUGGAACAUCACGCUGCAGUGGCGCGCGGGGGACCUCGCGUGCCGGACGCUCAUGUUCCUCAAACUCGUGGCCAUGUACUCGUGCGCGUUUGUGACCGUGGUGAUUAGUCUGGAUCGACAGGCUGCCAUCCUCAACCCUCUGUCCAUCAACAAGGCGAUGAGAAGAAAUAAAGUUUUGCUGGGCGUCGCGUGGACCAUGAGUGUCGUGUUGUCCAUACCGCAGGUAUUUGUUUUCCAUGUUGUGGAGAUUGAUUCCCCAAAGCAGUUUGUCCAGUGCACGACCUACGGCAGCUUUAGCUCUCGCUGGCAAGAGACAUUUUACAACAUGUUUACCUUCACCUUCCUCUUCCUCUUACCACUGUUCAUCAUGAUCUCCUGCUACACAAGGAUACUGUUUGAGAUCUCCAAGAAAAUGACAGAGGACAGAUUGCUGUCCAACAAAGUGCAGCUGCGCAGGUCUAAAAACAACAUCCCAAAGGCACGCAUGCGCACGCUGAAGAUGACUGUGGUCAUUGUCUUGUCAUUCAUGGUGUGUUGGACACCAUACUACAUGCUUGGCCUGUGGUACUGGUUCAGUCCCGCUGGCCUGGAGGAAACGGUGUCCCAGUCCCUCUCGCACAUUCUCUUUAUCUUUGGCCUGUUAAAUGCUUGUUUGGACCCUAUCAUCUACGGGCUCUUCACUGUUCCACUGUGCAGAGGCAUGAGGCACAGACAGCGUGAGCAAAACAUUGUAGCCUUUGAGCUGGAGAACACGAAUAACUCUCUAAUGACCUCCAUCAGGACGUCCACUUCCUCUCUCACUUUAAAGAGACUGGCAGUUCAGCAGACUUCCAGAGAAAAGCUAGAAUGGGAUGCUGAGUUUGUGCUCAAGACUGGAGAUGACGGGACAAAGAAUGCCCUUUAUUCAUCAGGGGUCGCCACAGUGGAAUGA
Molecule: messenger RNA, 1239 nt
Organism: Danio rerio (zebrafish)
Lineage: Eukaryota; Metazoa; Chordata; Actinopteri; Cypriniformes; Danionidae
Gene: gnrhr2
Product: gonadotropin releasing hormone receptor 2
Biological process (GO): G protein-coupled receptor signaling pathway; signal transduction; cellular response to gonadotropin-releasing hormone
Cellular component (GO): membrane; plasma membrane
Molecular function (GO): G protein-coupled receptor activity; protein-hormone receptor activity
Source: RefSeq, marked provisional